Molecule: messenger RNA, 999 nt
Organism: Candidozyma auris
Lineage: Eukaryota; Fungi; Ascomycota; Pichiomycetes; Serinales; Metschnikowiaceae
Gene: PRY1
Product: Pry1p
Exons: 1
Coding region: 1-999 (332 amino acids)
Source: RefSeq, a predicted model, not a curated record
AUGAUAGCGAUACAAGUGGUAGUGUUUUUUGUUUCUUUGCUUCAUGUUACCUUGGCGGCUCCAGUGACGGUUUGGCAAACGACUACUGCAGUGACCAAUGCCGAUGGAUCGCUUUACACUUACAACCCAAAUGCUGAUGCUGGUGCUGAUGCUACGCUGGCCGUGGCCGCCACAACCGCUACUUCAGCUGCGAGCGCGGCAGCAACUGGUGGCUCAAGUUCAGGCUCGAGCAUAGGUUCCACUAUUUUGAGCUCAAUUCUGAACUGGUUGAGCAGCAAGAUUAACUCAGGCUCGAGAUCUAGUUCCAGCACGGCCUCCAGCUCCAGCUCUGGAUCUGGCUUCAGUUUCUCGUCUUGGCUCAGAAAUUUAUUCGAUAGCUUUGAUGGGGGUUCUGGUUCUGACUCUGGAACUUCUACUCAACAGCCUACAUCAACUGCUACAAGCACUUUUGAUUUCUGGGGCCCCAAGAGCUCUAGCACUUCUGCCUCCUCUACUAGCAGCUCUUCUACUAGCAGCUCCUCGGACUCUGGCAGCACUGGUGGACUUUACGAUGCUAUCUACAAUUCCAAAGAGGACAUCGAUGUUGACUUCGCCAAAGAUAUCUUGGAUGCACACAACAAGUACAGAGCUCAGCAUGGUGUUGGCGACUUGGCCUGGGCUGACGGACCUUACGAGUACGCAAAGGCGAACGCUGAUGCUUACGACUGCUCUGGUGUUCUUACUCACACUCACGGACAAUACGGAGAAAACUUAGCAGCUGGCUUCAGCAAUGGCCCUUCUGCCGUUAAGGCUUGGUAUGAUGAGGGAGAGACAUUCAACUACAACACUUACAAUGAGUACAACCAUUUCACUCAGGUUGUUUGGAAGGGUUCUCGCAAGGUGGGAUGUGCCUACAAGGACUGCCGGUCUAACAAUUGGGGAUUGUACAUUGUUUGUGAAUAUGAUCCUGUGGGCAAUGUCAUUGGUCAAGAACAGGCUAAUGUUUUGCGCCCAAUCUAG